This is a messenger RNA of Pseudophryne corroboree (corroboree frog), 3617 nucleotides long. It is a transcript of the gene ACKR4, whose product is annotated as atypical chemokine receptor 4. The transcript is spliced from 2 exons. Gene Ontology annotation, cellular component: external side of plasma membrane; membrane. Gene Ontology annotation, biological process: G protein-coupled receptor signaling pathway; immune response; cell chemotaxis. Gene Ontology annotation, molecular function: C-C chemokine receptor activity; C-C chemokine binding; scavenger receptor activity. The coding region runs from base 64 to 1134 and encodes 356 amino acids. The record is from RefSeq and is a predicted model, not a curated record. Lineage: Eukaryota; Metazoa; Chordata; Amphibia; Anura; Myobatrachidae.
CAGGCUGAAACAAAUACAUUGGGUGUGCAUUGUGAGGGCCAGAGCACCAAAAGAAGCAGCACAAUGGAACAUCAGAUAAAUGCCACAUUAAUGACAACAACAGAAAACUAUGAAGAUUACACAGACACGACCUUUGACUAUGACAAUUAUGAGGAACUCUGUGUGAAGCAUGACAUUAGAAGGUUUGCUGAGAUUUUUCUCCCAGUAUUCUACUCUGUGACAUUUGUGGUUGGUGUAGCAGGCAAUUCUUUAGUGGUUGCCAUAUAUGCAUACUAUAAAAAGAUGAAGACUAAGACUGAUGUAUACCUGCUGAAUCUGGCAGUGGCAGAUCUGUUGCUGCUCUUCACACUUCCUAUCUGGGCAGUGGAUGCUUCCAUUGGUUGGCAGCUUGGAAAAGAAAUGUGCAAGAUAACCUCAGCUUUGUAUACUAUAAACUUCAGCUCUGGAAUGCAGUUCUUAGCUUGCAUUAGUCUGGACAGAUACUUUGCAGUAACCAGGGCAACAAGCCAACAAAAUUUUAGAAAAAGAUGCUGGGCAAUUUGCCUGUUCGUGUGGACCACUUCCCUACUGUUGAGCAUUCCUGAUAUUUAUUACAAUGAGGUAAAGGAACACAAUGGCAAACACCAAUGUCUUCCCACAUAUCCUAAAGAUGCUAUAAAACAGGUUACCGCCUUAGUUCAGAUCCUUGAAACGGUGUUUUGUUUCAUAAUUCCUGUUCUAAUCAUGUUGUUCUGCUAUUCAGUCAUGGCCAGAAUCCUCAUAAAAACUCCCAACAUAAAAAGAUCACGUUCACUUAAAGUAUUGCUGGCCGUGGUAGGAAUAUUUCUACUUACUCAGCUGCCGUAUAAUAUUGUCAAGUUCUGGAGGGCCAUAGAUAUAAUAUAUGUUUUGAUUACCAGCUGCAAGACCAGUAAGACCAUUGACUUAAUGAUGCAGGUAACAGAAAGCAUGGCCUUAUUUCAUUGCUGUCUCAAUCCCUUACUGUAUGUUUACAUGGGAACCACAUUUAAAUCUUAUGUUACCAAAACGGUAAAAAAAUUGAGCUCAUGGAGGAGACAUAGACCUCAGAGUACUGAAGAGUAUCCCAUGCAUUCUGAAGAUCAUGUAGAAGAAACAAGCAGUUUCUCAAUCUAAUGGGGGCAAUUUGAUUAGCGGCAAUGAUUGCACAGGGCCGGAUUUCCGUUCAUUUCUCUGUAUGGUCCCAAAACUUCAGAAGUUGACUAUUACAGAUUUGGAUAUACUAUAUUAAAACCACAUAAGCGAUCUUUUAAUCUGUUACAAAAAGUAAUAUGCAAUAUAUGUUAAGGCUACUUUGAUAAAAUACCCAUAUAGUUUAUACAUAUAUUUGUAGCUAGAAUGUAAAACACUAACACUGUAUAUACACUGCAUAUGUGCAGGCCUGCUUUAUUUAAGUUAGAGUCCCGUAUAUAAACUUGUCAAGGGUGUCCCCAUAUUACUGUGCACUUGACUUUUCCUAUUUGCAAGGAUCAGUAGUAGGCAAAACUGGCUAAAGUAGUGGUGUGAAUUAUAACUUACGAGAAGUGUUUUUGGGUGCUUGAUCCACCACCAAACCAAAGCCUGUGAGAACUACCAAUUUGCAAAUUAUUAAUAGAAAAAAAGGAACAUUAAGUGAAAAAUGCUUCAAGAUUAAACCAAGUUCAUAAUCCUGAAAACUAUUUGUAAAACUGAAAAUUGAGUACAUUCUUAGAAAAUUCAUCAACAUGUGUGAGUCCUAACACUUAUGAACACAAAGCAACAUAAACGAGCAAUCUAGAAAACAUUAAAAAACAGAUGCUGCAGAAAAUACAGGAGUACUGUAUGUAACUCAAAAAUGGCAAUGCAAAUUAAAACAAAUAAAUAAAAUCUUCCUAACAUACAUAUUGUAACUGUCUAAUACAUAAACAGGAUUUUAAAAAAAUACCACCCACUUUUAUAAAUUGUUAAAAGAAAUUACUAUUUAAUAUAGGUAAUGCAGUCUUAUAAAAUAAGCUUUUAUCACUGACUGUGAUAUUAAGUGGCGAACGCCUUUGGAUAAAACAUAAAAGCAAAAAGGUACCGAAAAUGUACAUAUUCACAUCAAUCUUGCAAUAAAAACAAGGCAAUGACUGAAAGCUAAUCCGUUUAAUUGAAUUACAUAAAUAAACCGAUUUUAUGUUGUUAUUGUUAGUACAAAAUUAUUGGGAUAUGGUCAGGAUCCCGGCAGUCGAAAUACCAACGCUGGAAUGUUGGCGCUGGGUGAGAGGGUUAGCAUACUUACCCAACCCCUGUCGAGAUUCUACCCAUCGGGAUGCCCGAUCAGUAUUAUGACCGCCGGCAUAUCAGCCCCAACCCUGGUUAGCGGAUGUCAUUUAUCAAAAAAUCUUUGUCUACAAACCGUAUUAAGUAAGGCAAGCAGCCAAAUCGUAAUAUUAAAUUAUAUUAGCUUUAAAUUUGUAUUUUACUGUUUAUAGAAGAAUGUUUACAGAAUGUGUAUAGAAUGCUUGUGCUUAUUUAUAUCUCAUGAUGUGUAGUACAGUACUCUUUUCACAGCUUUUGUUUAUCAUGUUAAAUAAACACCUUUUAUACUAUUAGUGAUACUUCCAGAACUUUACAGAUAAAUUAUUCCGAAAGAUAAAGCAUGACACAACAGGGUACCGAGCCGGAGUCUUCAACAGAUAAAGUUGCUGAACUGUAUUGUACACCAUACUGGCUACCAAGUAACAUUCAUAUUGUUAGCUUAUAAAAAUAUAUUAGAACUAUUACAGUUUAAAACAGUAAUCUGCAGCAUAUAAAGAAUAACAAUCUGACAGCACAAUUAGAAGACAGUAGAGUACUGACAAGUUUUACACUCCUGUAAAAGAAACCCAUAUCAAUCUCUUAAAUCUUCUUACAGCUCUCCAUAUGUUAAUUUUUAGAUGAAAAAUGCCGGCAGACAGAAGAAAUUGGCGACGGUGGUCAGCGUUUGAAAGCGUGUGUCCAAUCCGUAGCUUGGCAAUCUACGUGUUUCGCCUGUAUCGAGCAGGCUUUGUCCUGACGAAGCCUGCUCAAUACAGGCGAAACGCGUAGACCACCGUCGCCGAUUUCUUCUGUCUGCCGGCAGACACCCGCUUCUAACUAUCAGCACGAGACAUUAUCAGCGGUCAGAGAUACCACCAGUGGGACUUAUAAAUAGCGGUGAGUGCAUUUUGGAAAUUAUCCUUAUCAGCUACUACUGCCUUAUACUGCCAAAUCCCCUGGCUGGAGAGACUUUGUAUCCGGAAUUUGACACAAGUAACAAACAUUGUUUAAACAUAGUAUCAAACAGAAGUUAAAAUCUUCAAGCAAUUUUGAUGCACCUUUUGAGUAGAGUAAACCGCACAAGCGUUUCUACUAAGUUCCACAGAACCUUUUAUUGCACUUCAAUCUUACCUUAUAUGUUGUCUAGUAUUGUCAUUGUUCAGUGUAUGUAUACCGGUAUUAGGAAAAUACUUACAUUUUAAAUACACCUUUUUUCUUUUUCUCUUUUUUAUUCUUUAUAAAUUAUACACCAUAUAUGAAAUUGUCUUUUUUUUUUUAUAUUCUUUACAGUUAAUUGCAUAUUACAGUCAUAUACUCAUAUAUUGUACUAAGAAAUAAAUAUUUAUAUAUAUUUUAAAUUA